AGCUGCAGCAGGAUGACAAUGAUUGGUAUGAUUCAGUCAACCAUAAAUUUAUCAGUAUCAUCUUUAAUUCUUACAACAACCCUGGAGGCAGGUGUUAUCCCUGUUUUCCAGGUGAGGAAACAAGAAUCAGAGAGCUUGCCCAGGGUCAUGUAACCUCUAAGUGACCGAAUCAUGAUUUAAACCUAUAUCUGCCAGGCCCCAAAACUCAACCACUAAAGGUGAAAGAAUCAGAGAGAGAUUCGGCCCCCAGUAGGAAGGUGAUAGCAGAUAGUCUCUAAGGGCGGGGCUGUGGCUUCUCUGAUCUCAGGCCCCUCUCCUCUGCCCAGGCCCCGCCCCUGCCCCUCCCAGCGCUGCCUGGACGUGUGGGGUGAGAGCUCCUCCUAGGACACCCCUUCCUCUUGGGGAAAGAAUUACAACCUGCCCCAGGGUCCCACCCCAGGAGGACCCUCUCCUCCUUCUACAUCAACACCCCUCUGAGGGCAGGGAGUGCCUCCACCUGCAUCCCCACCAACCUAGCCUCAGGCCCCACUGGCCCCCGCAGAGGUCACACUGAGAUGACGGUCAAGCUGGAUUUCGAGGAAUGUCUUAAGGACUCACCACGCUUCCGAGCCUCUAUCGAGCUGGUGGAAGCCGAAGUUUCAGAACUGGAGACCCGACUGGAAAAGCUCCUCAAGCUGGGUAAUGGCCUUCUGGAAAGUGGGCGCCAUUACCUUGCUUCCAGCCGGGCCUUCAUUAUUGGCAUUUGUGAUCUGGCCCGCUUGGGUCCACCAGAGCCCAUGAUGGCGGAGUGUCUGGACAAAUUCACUGAGAGCCUGAGUCACAAGCUGGAUAGCCACUCGGAGCUUCUAGAUGCCACCCAGCACACACUGCAGCAGCAAAUCCAGACCCUGGUUAAAGAAGGUCUCCGGGGUUUCCGAGAGGCUCGCCGGGAUUUCUGGCGGGGGGCCGAGAACCUAGAGGCUGCUCUUACCCACAACGCAGAGGUCCCCAGGCGUCGGAUCCAAGAAGCAGAAGAAGCAGGAGUUGCUUUGAAGACUGCUCGAGCCGGUUACCGGGGACGGGCACUAGAUUAUGCCCUGCAGAUCAAUGUGAUCGAGGACAAGAGGAAGUUUGACAUCAUGGAGUUUGUGCUGCGUUUGGUGGAGGCCCAGGCUAUGCAUUUCCAGCAGGGCCACGAGGAGCUGAGUCGGCUGGCCCAGUAUCGCAAGGAGCUAGGCGCCCAGUUGCACCAGCUGGUCUUGAAUUCAGCUCGCGAGAAGAGGGACAUGGAGCAGAGACAUGUACUGCUGAAACAAAAGGAGCUGGGUGGGGAGGAGCCAGAGCCAAGCCUAAAGGAGGGGCCUGGUGGCCUGGUCAUGGAAGGACAUCUCUUCAAACGGGCCAGCAAUGCAUUUAAGACCUGGAGCAGACGCUGGUUCACUAUUCAGAGCAACCAACUGGUUUAUCAGAAGAAGUACAAGGAUCCUGUGACUGUGGUGGUAGAUGACCUUCGCCUCUGCACAGUGAAGCUCUGCCCUGACUCGGAAAGGCGGUUCUGCUUUGAGGUGGUAUCCCCCAGCAAGUCCUGCCUCUUGCAGGCUGACUCAGAGCGCCUCCUGCAGCUGUGGGUCAGUGCUGUGCAAAGCAGCAUUGCCACGGCCUUCAGCCAGGCUCUCCUUGAUGACAGCCCUCGGGGUCCAGGCCAGGGCUCAGGACAUCUGGUCAUGGGUUCUGCUGCCACCCUGGGCUCUGGUGGGACGACCAGGGGAAGGGAGGCUGGUGGAGUGGGGCAUGUGGCAGCUCAGGUACAGAGUGUGGAUGGCAAUGCCCAGUGUUGCGACUGCCGUGAACCAGCCCCUGAGUGGGCCAGCAUCAACCUUGGUGUCACCCUCUGCAUUCAGUGCUCCGGCAUCCACAGGAGCCUUGGUGUUCAUUUCUCCAAAGUCCGUUCUCUGACACUUGACUCGUGGGAACCAGAACUAGUAAAGCUUAUGUGUGAGCUGGGAAAUGUAGUCAUCAACCAGAUCUAUGAGGCCCGUGUGGAGGCCAUGGCUGUGAAGAAACCAGGGCCCAGCUGCUCCCGGCAGGAGAAGGAGGCCUGGAUUCAUGCCAAAUAUGUGGAGAAGAAGUUCCUGACCAAGCUUCCUGAGGUUCGAAGGCGAAGAGGCGGCCGGGGGCCCCCAAGAGGGCAGCCUCCUGUGCCCCCAAAGCCUUCCAUUAAGCCCCAGCCAGGGAGCUUCAGAUCCAAGCCAGAGCCACCCUCUGAUGACCUGGGCAGCCUGCAUCCUGGGGCCCUGCUGUUUCGGGCUGCUGGGCAUCCUCCAUCCCUCCCCACCAUGGCUGAUGCCCUUGCCCAUGGAGCAGAUGUCAACUGGGUCAAUGCGGGUCAAGAGAAUGCCACACCACUGAUCCAGGCCACAGCUGCUAAUUCUCUUCUGGCCUGUGAGUUUCUCCUCCAGAAUGGGGCAAACGUGAACCAAGCAGACAGCCACGGCAGGGGCCCACUCCACCACGCAACCAUUCUUGGGCACACUGGGCUGGCCUGCCUGUUCCUGAAACGGGGAGCCGACCUGGGAGCUCGGGACUCUGAAGGCAGGGACCCUCUGACCAUAGCCAUGGAAACAGCCAACGCUGACAUCGUCACCCUGCUACGAUUGGCAAAGAUGAGAGAAGCUGAAGCAGCUCAAGGCCAGGCAGGAGACGAGACGUAUCUCGACAUCUUCCGUGACUUCUCCCUCAUGGCGUCGGAUGACCCGGAGAAGCUGAGCCGGCGUAGUCAUGACCUCCACACGCUUUGAUUCCAGGACUUCGCCGGCCCGCGACUCCUGCCCUUCCCCACUAUCAGGCCCGUCGCCAUUAAAGCCUUUGUGUUUUGCUC
Molecule: messenger RNA, 2857 nt
Organism: Hipposideros armiger (great roundleaf bat)
Lineage: Eukaryota; Metazoa; Chordata; Mammalia; Chiroptera; Hipposideridae
Gene: ACAP1
Product: ArfGAP with coiled-coil, ankyrin repeat and PH domains 1
Exons: 22
Coding region: 555-2777 (740 amino acids)
Cellular component (GO): cytoplasm
Molecular function (GO): protein binding; GTPase activator activity
Source: RefSeq, a predicted model, not a curated record